CAGAAAUGGGAUGAACUGAAUAAUGAAAAGAAAGAAGUGGAUAAUAUCUUACAAUCUGUUAGGACUGAAAAGAGCAAUAUUGAAAAAGAAAGGUCUGAAAUUGAUGAAGAGAAACAGCAAAUGGAGAGCAAGUUCAGGACUGCAUUGAAGAGAGAGAUGGAAAAUGUGGAGCUCCUAAAGAAAGAGUUACUUGAUGAAAAGGAAUUAAUAGAAAAGAGCAAACAGCUGUUAAACAGAGACAUGGACGAAGUGGAACAACACAAGGCCAGACUGACCAGAGAGUCAGAGGACAUUAAACACAGGAAAGACAUACUUGAGGAGGAGAAGAGCAUGUUAGAGAAGAUGAAGGUGGAACUAGACAGAGAAUCUGAGAACAUGGAGAAAAUGAAGCUCAACUCACAGAACGAGAAAGUGAAGUUUGAAGAAAAAUACGCAGAAAUUCAAAGAGAAAGAAACAUUAUGACAGUCUUGCUGAGGAGAACCAAAAGAAGAAAGAAGAGCUGGAUGGUUUGCAUGCUGAGAUUAAACAGCAAAGAGAAGCAAUUAAUUUUGAUAAAGAGGUGACUGACAAGGAGAAAGCUGACCUGGAGAUAAUGAAAGAAGAGGUGAGGAAAAGCAAAGAAGUUCUAGAAAACCAAAUUACUGAGGAAAGGAAAAAGAAUGAGAUGAGCCAGGGCAGAAAUACGAGAAGGAGAGAGACACUGUUGAACAUGAAAAGCAAAGACUAAGACUCAGACAAGAUGAUCUAGAACGACUGCAGGCAGAAAUUAUAAAACAACAAAAAGAAAUGGAUGAGUUGAGGAACACGAUCAGUAUUGAAAGGAAUCUGCUUGAAAAGAAGAAGGCUGAAACUUGAUGAACAGGAAAAAGAAAUGAACUAUAUCACUGCUCGAUUUCAAGAACAGAAGCACAAUUUUGAGACAGAAAAGGCUGAAAUAAUCAGAGAGAAAGAAAGAAUGAUGGAUAAACUCCACAGUGAAAGGGAAAAUGUGGAACUUCUGAGAAAAGAAGUGCUCAGUGAAGAGGAGUCAUUAGAAAAUAAAAAAGAGUUUCUGAAGACAGAUAUGGAUGAAAUGGAACAAAGCAAAUUACAUUUGGAGAAAGAGUUAGAAAACAUAAAGCUCCAGAAAGAAAUGAUUGAGGAUGAGAAAGACCAACUGGAACAGACAAAGGCUGAGCUGCACAGAGAAGCUGAGAACAUCGACAAAUUAAAACAAGAGAUGCAGAAAGAAAGACAGAGAGUAGAAGAAAUGACUGCCCAACUUCAAAAGAGAGGGAUGAUGCAGCAAAUCUUUCUGAGGAAGUGAAGAGGAAAGUGGAAGACCUAAAUAGGAUGCGUGCUGAUUUUGAAAAAGAACGAGAGGCACUCAAAUCUGAGAAAGACAAGCUCAGAAUGGAAAUGCAUGAUCAUGAGAGCUCAAAGAUAGAGCUUGAAAAAGCCAGAGAAAAUCUAGAGAAACAAAUGACUGAAAAAGAGGAACAAACUAAAAUGAUUCUGUCAGACAUACAGAAAGAGAGAGAGAAACUUGAGCAGAUGAACAUUUACAUCUCAAGCCAAGCCAAAGAUAUGAAAAGAAUAAUAGAAAAGAGCAAACAGCUGUUAAACAGAGACAUGGACGAAGUGGAACAACACAAGGCCAGACUGACCAGAGAGUCAGAGGACAUUAAACACAGGAAAGACAUACUUGAGGAGGAGAAGAGCAUGUUAGAGAAGAUGAAGGUGGAUCUAGACAGAGAAGCUGAGAACAUGGAGAAAAUGAAGCUCAACUCACAGAACGAGAAACAAAGAGAAGCAAUUAAACUAGAUAAAGAGGUGAUUGACAAGGAGAAAGCUGACCUGGAGAUAAUGAAAGAAGAGGUGAGGAAAAGCAAAGAAGUUCUAGAAAACCAAAUAACUGAGGAAAGGAAAAAGAAUGAGAUGAGCCAGGCAGAGAUACAGAAGGAGAGAGACAGUGUUGAACAUGAAAAGCAAAGACUAAGACUCAGACAAGAUGAUCUAGAACGACUGCAGGCAGAAAUUAUAAAACAACAAAAAGAAAUGGAUGAGUUGAGGAACACGAUCAGUAUUGAAAGGAAUCUGCUUGAAAAGAAGAAGGCUGAACUUGAUGAACAGGAAAAAGAAAUGAACUAUAUCACUGCUCGAUUUCAAGAACAGAAGCACAAUUUUGAGACAGAAAAGGCUGAAAUUAUUAGAGAGAAAGAAAGAAUGAUGGAUAAACUCCACAGUGAAAGGGAAAAUGUGGAACUUCUGAGAAAAGAAGUGCUCAGUGAUAAGGAGACAUUAGAAAAUAAAAUAGAGUUUCUGAAGACAGAUAUGGAUGAAAUGGAACAAAGCAAAUUACAUUUGGAGAAAGAGUUAGAAAACAUAAAGCUCCAGAAAGAAAUGAUUGAGGAUGAGAAAGACCAACUGGAACAGACAAAGGCUGAGCUGCACAGAGAAGCUGAGAACAUCAACAAAUUAAAACAAGAGAUGCAGAAAGAAAGACAGAGAGUAGAAGAAAUGACUGCACAACUUCAACAAGAGAGGGAUGAUGCAGCAAAUCUUUCUGAGGAAGUGAAGAGGAAAGUGGAAGACCUAAAUAGGAUGCGUGCUGAUUUUGAAAAAGAACGAGAGGCACUCAAAUCUGAGAAAGACAAGCUCAGAAAGGAAAUGCAUGAUAAUGAGAGCUCAAAGAUAGAGCUUGAAAAAGCCAGAGAAAAUCUAGAAAAACAAAUGACUGAACAAGAGGAACAAACUAAAAUGAUUCUGUCAGACAUACAGAAAGAGAGAGAGAAACUUGAGCAGAUGAACAUUUACAUCUCAAGCCAAGCCAAAGAUAUUGAAAAUGAAAAGGAACAACUGAAACUCAGAAAAGACGAACUGGAACAGAUACAAGUAGAGAUUUCAAAACAACAAAGAGAAAUGGAUGAUAUGAAAAACAGAAUAAUGACAGAAAAAGGACAGCUUGAGCAGAAAUGGGAUGAACUGAAUAAUGAAAAGAAAGAAGUGGAUAAUAUCUUACAAUCUGUUAGGACUGAAAAGAGCAAUAUUGAAAAAGAAAGGUCUGAAAUUGAUGAAGAGAAACAGCAAAUGGAGAACAAGUUCAGGACUGCAUUGAAGAGAGAGAUGGAAAAUGUAGAGCUCCUAAAGAAAGAGUUACUUGAUGAAAAGGAAUUAAUAGAAAAGAGCAAACAGCUGUUAAACAGAGACAUGGACGAAGUGGAACAACACAAGGCCAGACUGACCAGAGAGUCAGAGGACAUUAAACACAGGAAAGACAUACUUGAGGAGGAGAAGAGCAUGUUAGAGAAGAUGAAGGUGGAUCUAGACAGAGAAGCUGAGAACAUGGAGAAAAUGAAGCUCAACUCACAGAACGAGAAAGUGAAAGCUGAAGAAAUAUACACACAGAUUCAAAGAGAAAGAAACAUUACUGACAGUCUUGCUAAGGAGAACCAAAAGAAGAAAGAAGAGCUGGAUGGUUUGCAUGCUGAGAUUAAACAGCAAAGAGAAGCAAUUAAACUAGAUAAAGAGGUGAUUGACAAGGAGAAAGCUGACCUGGAGAUAAUGAAAGAAGAGGUGAGGACAAGCAAAGAAGUUCUAGAAAACCAAAUAACUGAAGAAAGGAAAAGAGGAAAAUGUGGACUUCUGAGAAAAGAAGUGCUCAGUGAUAAGGAGACAUUAGAAAAUAAAAUAGAGUUUCUGAAGACAGAUAUGGAUGAAAUGGAACAAAGCAAAUUACAUUUGGAGAAAGAGUUAGAAAACAUAAAGCUCCAGAAAGAAAUCAUUGAGGAUGAGAAAGACCAACUGGAACAGUCAAAGGCUGAGCUGCACAGAGAAGCUGAGAACAUUGACAAAUUAAAACAAGAGAUGCAGAAAGAAAGACAGAGAGUAGAAGAAAUGACUGCACAACUUCAAAAGGAGAGGGAUGAUGCAGCAAAUAUUGCAGAGGAAGUGAAGAGGAAAGUGGAAGACCUAAAUAGGAUGCGUGCUGAUUUUGAAAAAGAACGAGAGGCACUCAGAUCUGAGAAAGACAAGCUCAGGGUGGAAAUGCAUGAUUAUGAGAGCUCAAAGAUAGAGCUUGCAAAAGCCAGAGAAAAUCUAGAAAAACAAAUGACUGAACAAGAGGAACAAACUAAAAUGAUUCUGUCAGACAUACAGAAAGAGAAAAAUAUGUUAGUAGAAAUGAAAGUGGAACUGCAAAGCGAAGUGAACAGAAUUGAGAUUUUAAAGCAAGAGGCACAGAAUGACAAGAAGAAAUUGGAAGAACUUAACACUCAACUUCAAAACAAGAGGCACAGUAUUGAUCAGCUUGCUGAAGACACUGAAAAGAGGAAGGAUAUUCUCAAUAGAAUUCAGGCUGAUAUAGAAAAGCAGAGGGACACAAUUGAGUCAGAAAAAUGCUUGCUUGAAAAUGAAAAGAAAGACCUGGAGAAGACUAAAGUAGAGAUUGCGAAAUCUAAGGAAGACUUAGAGAACCAAAUCUCUGAACAAAAAGAAAACUAUGCUGUUGCACUUGCAGAAAUACAAAAAGAGAGAAUGUCUCUUACACAGAUGCAUGAAACAAUCUCAAAGCAGUUUGCUGAUGCUGAAAAUGAAAGGAAGAAAAUAUCACAAAGAGAAGAUGAGCUAGCACAGCAACAGGCUGAGGUCCUCAAACAACAGAAAGAGAUGGAAGAUCUGAAGGAUACCAUCAAGCUGGAGAUGAAUCAGCUUGAGCAGAGACAGGCUGACUUAGACCAGCUCCAGAAAGAGGUGGAUGAUUUUAUGGAAUUCACCAAGAAUGAAAUGAGAAAUGUUGAGAAAGAAAGGGCUGAACUGUUAGAAGAGAAACAAAAAAUGGAGAGCGAUUUGAGGUCUACUCUCAGAAUGCAGUUACAAAAUGUGGAGCAUCUAAAGAAGGAACUACUUGCUGAGAAGGCAUUCAUUUUCAAUAGCAGACAGGCACUGCAAAGAGAUAAAGAUGAUAUUGAGUUGAGCAAAGCCAACAUACAUAGACAAUUAGAGGAUAUCAGAAUUCAGAGACAGAUUAUUUCAGAUGAGAAUGAAGUGUUGCAGAAGAUGAAGGCUGAUCUGCACAGAGAAGCACAUGAUAUUGAGAAGCUAAAGCAACAGCUAGAGAAUGAAAAGCAGAGGGUUGAAGAGACAGCAGCCCAACUCCAGAAAGAAAGAGCUUAUUUGAAGACCCUCACUGAAGAAGCCAAAAGGGAGAAGAAUGUUCUGGACGGACUGCAAGUUCAGGUUGAAAAGCAGAGACGGUCAUUUGAAUUUGAAAAGGAUAUGAUUGAAAAGAAAACAUCUGAAUUAAUGAAAACUAUAGAUGAGAUGACAAAAGCCAAAGAAGAGCAGAAACAAAGACAACUUAGAGAAGAUGACACAGAACAACUUCAAGUCGAAAAUCAGAAACAGCAGAAAGAAAUGGAUGACAUGAAGAAUAUCAUCUUAAUGGAGAAAAGUCAGUUAGAACAGAGGCAGACUGAAUUUAAUCAGCAACACAAAGAAAUGAAUGAUAUGAUGGAGUCAAUCAGGAUGGAGAAGAGUGAUCUUGAGACUGAGAAGAACAAUCUUGAGAAAGAAAAGGCUAAAAUGAUGGAGCAGAAGCAGCAAAUGGAGAGCGAUCUGCAAGAUACAAUAAGGAUGGAGAGAGAAAACAUUGAGCAACUGAAGAAUGAACUGCUUGAUGAAAAGAGAUUUAUUGAAAACAACAAGAAAAUGUUGCAGAACAAUAUAGCUGACGUAGAACGAAAGAAACUGGAACUGGUUAGGGAGUUAGAAAACCUAAAAACGCAGAAACAAGCUUGUGAGGAAGAGAGGGAUGACAUACAGAAAGAAAAAGCUGGCCUGCAAAGAGAGUUAGAUGACAUUGCAAAGCUAAAGCAAGACACACAGAAAGAAAGAGAGAAAGUGUUUGAAAUAGUAGCCCAACUUCAAAAAGAGAGAGACCAAAUAAGUAAUGUUGCUGAAGAGAACAGUAGGAAGAAAGACAUUCUUAUUAGGAUGCAAGAUGACAUAGAAAAACAAAGACAAGCAAUUGAGGCUGAUAAAGAUAUGCUUGAACAGUUAAAACACAAACUGGACAACGAUAAGGAAGAUAUAGCUAGAGCAAAAUUACUUCUUGAAACUCAGUUGCUGAAGAAAGACAACAUAAUGAGCUGACUCUGGGAGAAAUACAGAAAGA
Molecule: messenger RNA, 6155 nt
Organism: Colossoma macropomum (tambaqui)
Lineage: Eukaryota; Metazoa; Chordata; Actinopteri; Characiformes; Serrasalmidae
Product: trichohyalin-like
Source: RefSeq, a predicted model, not a curated record